This is a messenger RNA of Polychytrium aggregatum, 408 nucleotides long. RefSeq names its product Sel1 repeat protein. NCBI's taxonomy places the organism in Eukaryota, Fungi, Chytridiomycota, Chytridiomycetes, Polychytriales. The coding region runs from base 1 to 408 and encodes 135 amino acids. The transcript has 2 exons. Gene Ontology annotation, molecular function: protein binding. The record is from RefSeq and is a predicted model, not a curated record.
AUGUGCAGGUUUGGGGCAAAGUACGACUGGCUCUGCCACAGCGACAGCCAGUACUGGAUCGGUGAUUGCUACUUGAAUGGUCGUGGUGUAUCGAAAGACAACAAGCAGGCAUUCGAGUGGUACAACAAGUCGGCCGACCAAGACAACUCGUACGGGCAGUGGACGGUUGGUUGGUGCUACGACAAUGGACAUGGAGUCGCGCAGGACCAUCUGAAAGUUGUCGAGUGGUAUCGCAAGUCGGCUGAGCAGGGCAAUCGAUACGCACAAAAUUACCUCGGUGAAUGUUACCAAUAUGGAGACGGCGUCCCAGAGAAUAUCGACACCGCCAUCACCUGGUUCCGCAAGUCCGCCGAACAAGGUCAUCAAAGCGCCAUCGAUAGACUCAAGAAACUCGGCCAAUGGCCCUGA